Messenger RNA from Phyllopteryx taeniolatus (common seadragon), 2201 nucleotides. It is a transcript of the gene pex12, whose product is annotated as peroxisomal biogenesis factor 12. Lineage: Eukaryota; Metazoa; Chordata; Actinopteri; Syngnathiformes; Syngnathidae. Gene Ontology annotation, cellular component: peroxisomal membrane; peroxisomal importomer complex. Gene Ontology annotation, molecular function: zinc ion binding; ubiquitin-protein transferase activity; protein binding. The record is from RefSeq and is a predicted model, not a curated record. The coding region runs from base 552 to 1622 and encodes 356 amino acids. Gene Ontology annotation, biological process: protein monoubiquitination; protein import into peroxisome matrix. The transcript has 7 exons.
CCCCCCCCCCCCCCACCUCUCUCUGUUUUCAGCACCUGUCUGCAAUCAGCCUGAUCGCCACCGGCGUAUAUAAGCCUGCCUGUUCCCGGAAAUCCUCGCCUAAGUAUCGCAGCCUCUCCUCGCGCUAGCACGGCCCGCCUUAUGUCAACAUAUGGCAAGAGAGCAGCUAUGCAAGAAUGGUGAUCCAUGUUACAUUCUUGAUGUCAUCUCCACUCUCCUGACCAAGGAUCUGCUCACCUCUGAGAGGGAACGACAUCCUGCACCCACAAAGACAAAUGAUUAGGAGAGGCCCCACAGCACAGGCCGACCGAUGAAGACCGCCUUCGCUCCCAAGGCGAGCGCCUUCAGGACGUCGGUCCCUCGCCUCACUCCGCCAUCCAGGUGGACUCACUUUCCCUGCAGAAUCACGCCUUCCUGUUGCAGAAAAUACUCCAGCAAGACUGAACCAGACAGUUGCAGAGACCAAAUGAUGAUGAUGAUGAUGAUGCUGAUGAUGAUGCUGAUGAUGGGAGAGACUUGGGUGCAGUCAGUGAGCUGUGCGCGCAGCAGUCAUGGCGGAGGCCGGCGCUCAUCUGACCUCCAGCGCCGCGCGUGAGCGGCCGUCCGUCUUUGAGGUUUUGGCUCAGGAGUCCCUGAUGGAAGCGGUGAAACCAGCGCUGAGACACGCGGUCGAGGUUCUUGCAGAGUCCAACCCGUCCUGCUUUGGUUUCCUGUGGCGACGCUUUGACGAGUUCUACCUCCUGGUGGAUGUCCUCCUGCAAAACCACUUCCUGUCCCACUGUAGCGCCUCCUUCUCUGAGAACUUCUACGGUCUGAAAAGGGUGUCAGGAGGGCAGGGCCUUCCCGUCGGCCUGGGCCUGCACAGGAAGGCCCGCCGGCGCUCGCUUCUUCUCCUGUGCCUCGUGCCGUACUUGCGGGCCAAGCUGGAGGUCACGUUUGCCCGCCAAAGGGAAGAGGAGGACUUCUCCAUACGGCUGGCGCAGAGCAGGACUCAGAGGCUGUACCGGGCGGCCGUGGCAGCCUACCCGUACGUCAACUCAGCCUGGCGGGCGUGGGUCUUCUGUCAGCAGCUGCUCUUUGUCUUCGGAGCGGUCAGCACCCACAGUCCUUUGCUGUGGCUGGCCAGGGUCCGACUGGCUCGACUCACCGAGCGAGAUAUCGGAGACAUGGAGCUCAACGCGAGAAAUAGGGGAAUCCCGCCCGGAGACCGCACGGUCCGGAGAGCGUGGUGGUUGAUGUCGCAAGCAGCGAGGGGAGCGGCCGUCUCCCUGUCCACGUGCCUCUCGCUGGGAGUCUUCUUUUUGCAGUUCCUGGAGUGGUGGUAUUCGUCCGACAACCAGGCCGCCGUGAAGAAUCUCGCGUCCCUCCCUGUCCCACCGCCUCCCCUCCACCUGCACACGGCCGACGUCGAGGAGGACGGUCGGCCCGACGCCUCGGCCGACGGGACGCGCUGUCCGCUCUGCCGGAGGCUUCGCGCGAACGCCACGGUGCUGUCCACGUCGGGCUUCGUCUUCUGUUACCGCUGCGUCUACACCUACGUGAAAGCCAACCGCCGUUGUCCGCUCACCGGCUACCCGACUGAACUCCAGCACCUCAUCAAGAUCUACUCGCCGGACACGUAAAACAAACUUCAGGUGACUAGCGUGUGCUUGAUUUUUAGGCUCAAGCCAUCUUUUCUCCCUCUGCCUUGUCAAAGUAUCCUUCAGCAAGAUAGUAGGCGUCCAGUCGUCAUCACUAUGUGAAUGACAUGGUACUUUCCUCCAAUGACGGGAUGCAACGUCCUCACUAUGUGAAAGUGACAUUGUAAAAUUGCUCUGAGUAUCUUUGACGGUAGGUACAUCAUACUAGUUACACAUCCAACCAAUCACUUUUGAAUGAUCGGAUGAAUUACCAUAGUAACGAGUUAGACACCGUUGCGCUGUGUACUGUACUUUUCCAACUAAUCAUUUUACUUUGUAUCAAAUGUCAAUUAUAGUGGAUAUACUUAUGAGGUAAACACUACACUAAUGCAGUCUAAUAAUUAUUACAUGUAAAAGUAUUGGGACACUAAGUCCAUCCAUUACUGAAAACGUAACGCACAACGAUGUCCAAAAUUAAGGCCUUAGCUAACCUAAAAAAAAAAAUGUUUUUCCAUUAUCCUUAAAUCAGCCCUUCAUAGGUCUUAAAAAUGCCCCAGCCACAAUAAACUAAAUUAUAAAUGA